GGUGAUAUUGUCAGAAAUGGAUGUCACUUUGUAGCAAUAGGACACCCAUUAGGACCAUAUACACAUAUAGAAUGGAGAAUAUCCUUUUCUCAAGCAGAAUACAAACUUGUGUACUCUAUGAACCACUGUCAGUUUUUGACAUAUGGGUUGUUAAAACUUUUCUUAAAAGAAGUAUUAAAUCAGCAAUCAGAAGAAACCAAUAAACUGUUGUGUUCCUAUCACAUGAAGACAACUAUUUUCUGGGCCAUUCAACAAAACAUGCUACCUCACUGGUGUCCACAAAAUCUCCUGGCCGGUUUCUGGGUCUGCUUUAAACUCCUCUUAAGAUGGGUGUAUGAGAGGAUCUGUCCUAACUUUUUCAUUCCACAAAACAACCUGUUUCUGACAAAGGUCCAUGGCUCAGCACAAAACAGAUUGUUCCUACAGUUACAUGAAUUGUACAAGAAAGGUCUGGCCUGUCUGUUACAGAGUUCCUCUAUCAGGUCCUACAUCAUUGAUGUCCUGUACAAUCCGAGACUUUCUAUUUGUACAGAUGAGAGUAUCAUGAGAUCAGAAGUUGAUUAUGAUAGAGAAGUAAUCACUGAGAAGGGAUAUGUUAAUAUUACUGGUGUGGAUCUGUGUUAUAUUACCAAAGCCAUACACACGAUAGAACAGUAUGUGGAGUCACCAAAGUCACUUUAUCAAGUUGUUACAUUAAGGUAUCUUACAGCGGUAAUUUUUCAACAAACUGCUUUUUUAUUACAAAACAUGUAUACUAACAAAAGAGCCAACAAACAGAUGUAUAUUGCAGACAAAAAAUCCUGUCACAUGCUGAAAUUAGCUGCCAAGUUUGGGUGUGUAUCUGACAUGUUGUACAUUGCCAUGUAUUAUUACAAGACACUCAGAUACAGAGAAGCUUUAUCUGUUAUAGAGAUGACAAAGGUCAAGUUAGCACAGCCAUAUCUGAUGUAUAAUAGACAUGUAGACAGAGAGAGGUAUACUGAGGCUGUUGGGGGACAGUCCUGGUCUACAAAGAUGAGACAGGCUGUAGCAGAGGAUAUCGGACUUGACAACAGAAUAUGUUAUGUCAGUGAACUAAUACCAGAACAACAGUCUGCUCUACAGAACAGCGGGUAUACAUUAUAUAUCCCAGUGUUUGUACUGUUACACUUCCUAGAGUUCUUGAGUUACAGACACUUUGAUACAACAUUAACACAAGCAGCUCUAGAUGAGCUACAGGUCCUAGUCCACCAUGAUCAGGGACUGUAUAUAGAUGUUCUAUCCAGAGACAUCUCCUGGGAGAUCCUGGGGAUCUGUCAACAGAUGACAGGGAACCUCCAGGCUGCUCUAUACUCAUACCAACAGUCACUAAUCUCAGAGUAUUUAUCCAAUGGUAUACAAACUGCUACACAGGGUAGAAUACAGGAUAUGGUUCAGUUAACACCACACCAGUAUCAGUAAUUUGGAAUAUAUAUCUGUCUUAAAUGAAAAGUCGUUGACAAAAAUAAUAUGACUGUAUGUAUAGAUAUAUGUAUAGAUUUUAACACAGUAAAAUUGCAUGCACUUAGUUUCAUCCCCAUAUCUAUAUAUAAUUCUUAAAUUACAAAAAUGAUGUAGACCAGCAUAUACUUUGGAGAGCAGAACAUCAUAUCUGGGUCCCCGGAGAUAACUAAUGUAUUCAGCGAUCUUUGUAAGGCCAUGAUGUCCGAUGACGAGAGCCGAUCACCAGUUUACUCACCAGUCAAGACAAAGAUGUCUGUGUUUGUGAGACUCAACGAACCCCCAUUAAAAAUACCACUUGGUGAUAGUUUGGAGAAACCUGAGAUGUAGUGAAAUAAUACAUAGGGCAGAGUCAGUGUUUUAAAUAUUCAUGUUGUAAAGAAGCAGGGAAAUGAUGACAAAGCCAAGGAGAGGUGUUCUGGAUCUAACAGUGUUGGAUCUGGACACCAUCUGGACCGAUCCAGGGAACCUGUUCUGGAUGAACAAAUGUGCUGUUCUAUAUAGACAAAAUUACUGUGAAUAAGAUUCUGUGCUUAUUGCUCAUGGUGAUUAAAACUUAUAACACAUUCAACUCUCUUUGCGUUUAGACUCGGAGUCUGAUUUAUCUUAUCUAUCAACAACGUAGACAUGUAACAUGCGUUACCUUGGAU
Magallana angulata is the source of this 2129-nucleotide messenger RNA. RefSeq lists its product as uncharacterized. The transcript has a single exon. The record is from RefSeq and is a predicted model, not a curated record. NCBI's taxonomy places the organism in Eukaryota, Metazoa, Mollusca, Bivalvia, Ostreida, Ostreidae. Bases 118 to 1440 code for a protein of 440 amino acids.